Macrobrachium nipponense is the source of this 2035-nucleotide messenger RNA. Its product is annotated as neuronal acetylcholine receptor subunit alpha-5-like. Gene Ontology annotation, biological process: nervous system process; chemical synaptic transmission; regulation of membrane potential. The record is from RefSeq and is a predicted model, not a curated record. Bases 216 to 1526 code for a protein of 436 amino acids. NCBI's taxonomy places the organism in Eukaryota, Metazoa, Arthropoda, Malacostraca, Decapoda, Palaemonidae. Gene Ontology annotation, cellular component: synapse; plasma membrane; neuron projection. The transcript has 10 exons. Gene Ontology annotation, molecular function: excitatory extracellular ligand-gated monoatomic ion channel activity; transmembrane signaling receptor activity; transmitter-gated monoatomic ion channel activity involved in regulation of postsynaptic membrane potential.
UUCUGACCAUAGAAAAGCAUCAACAUCUGUUUGUGUUCGUGUUUAUUCAGUUUUUAAGCAUCGCCAUUUCAAACGUUCUAUUCGCAAUUGACUUAUGACUUGCUAGUGUCUCGCAUCCUCCUCUCCCGUAUAGGAAAUUGCUUAUUCUUACGAGGUUCGAGAAGUCUGCUGAAUCUCAAAGUGAAUCUCGUCGAACUGACUUUCAACACGGAAAGAUGAUCUUCAACGCUUUGGUUCUUGCGAUUUUGCUUGCAGGAGGAGUUCAAGGCGAGGGAAACUCAACCAAGAACUCCAAAGACGAAGAAGCACUACUAAAAGCCGAAGCAGCUAUUCGAGAAACACUACUAAAAGAUUACGACAAGAGAGCCAUGCCCACAAUGAAUACGAAGGUCACCAUCAUAGAGAUUUCAAUCCAAGAUAUAAAGAUGCGAGAGGUGGAUCAAGUUAUGGAAGUUUCAACCAGGUUGUCAAUGCUCUGGGACGACCCACGUUUAGUCUGGGAGCUCAAUAAACACAUGGACGUAGGAUUUCUGGGAAUGGAUCCUGAGACGAUAUGGACGCCUGACUUGGCUGUCUAUAACGGAGCAUCUCAGACUCACGUUCCUAGAUCUUCAAUGCCCAUGAUUGUCUACCCAGACGAUGGGACGAUUCUCUACACGUCCCCCUACAAGUUCCAGUUCAGCUGUGUCAUGGAUCUCACCUACUGGCCCCACGAUUCUCACCACUGUACUCUGAGACUUGGGUCGUGGGUUCACCAAGGUCACAUGCUGGAUCUUUUCCUGAAGGACAACAAGGUUGAGACCGACAUUCCGGUUGCUCUGACUGCCAACGGCCAGAACAUUUCAGCCGCCGAGUGGAUCAUCGAAAAUACGUCCGUCCGCAGAGAAGAAUCGCAUUAUCCUUGCUGUCACGAACCCCUGGUAACAAUCCUCAUGGACUUUGUGGUGAAAAGGAAUGCCCCGAUUUACGCAUGGACUGUGAAGCUCCCAGUUGGUUGCCUAAGCGUGCUCACCGUCCUGCUGUUUCUUCUACCUCCAACUGCUGGGGAGAAAAUGAUCCUCGGAGGGCUAUGCCUCAUCUCUAACUUGGUCUACAUCGCCUACGCUUCAUUUGUCAUCUCUCACGCGCCAUCCCACUCCCCCCUUAUCAUUAAGCUGAUCGGCCAGCAGGUAAUCUUAGUUACUAUGAGCUUGAUUGUUUCGUCGUUUAUCGUGAAGACAGCGCGUGACCCCCGCUCCAGUGGCGUUCCCUUCGCCAUCAAGAAAGCUUUAGUGAUCCUCUCUUAUCCUCUCUGUCUCGGGAACUACAGAAAUCUGUUAACCUACUCUAGUCACACUUAUGAGUACACGUCCAAGUCUGAGGAACUUGAUCUUGAGGACGGACCAGCCAAAGAGGAUGAACGUCGUCGCCUGAGCAUGGACGGAUGCGAAUGGUUGCUCCUCUCUGCUGUUCUGGACCGCAUAGCGCUUUUCCUCUACACUGCUAUUUGCCUCAUCAGCUUAAUCCGCUACAACUCUGUGCUCUAGCACUGCUUGGCCUCAGUUAAGAUUCGCAUAUGACAAUGCCCCCCUUACACCUAAAAAACAAAAAAACAAAAAAACAGAAACAAAAAACAAAAACAAAAAAUUCUUUUGAACUUUGUACGAGGAUGGAGGUGUUCAGAGGAUUCUCAUAAGGUUCUUUCGGUACUGUGAAGAAGAGAGAAUGACGUCAGGGGCAUUGUGUUGUGCAAUCUUUUGCAAACUUCAUUUAUGUUAGAGAAGGUUUUGUCCUAAGGGAAACUUUUGUAAUUACUAAUGAGGCUAGAAUAAGUGCUGCAAUGAAUUUUUCUCUUGAAAACUUAGCACGAUAAAUGCUGAGAAUUUAUCGUUUAAUUAAAAUAUAGAGAGAACAUGUACAUAAGGGCAUGAAUCGUGAAGCAGUCUCAUUGACAUACCCAUGCAGGCAAAGACAAAAAUAAUACACAAGCAGUAAACCUCACACAAAUACAUACCAUACGCAAUCAAGAGCACAUUAAAUAUAUAUAUAUAUAUAU